Messenger RNA from Colletotrichum higginsianum IMI 349063, 1920 nucleotides. RefSeq names its product ImpB/mucB/samB family protein. The transcript has 2 exons. Gene Ontology annotation, cellular component: nucleus. Gene Ontology annotation, biological process: error-prone translesion synthesis. Bases 1 to 1920 code for a protein of 639 amino acids. NCBI's taxonomy places the organism in Eukaryota, Fungi, Ascomycota, Sordariomycetes, Glomerellales, Glomerellaceae. Gene Ontology annotation, molecular function: DNA-directed DNA polymerase activity; damaged DNA binding. The record is from RefSeq and is a predicted model, not a curated record.
AUGACGACACCACCACCGCCGCCGGCUCACGACGAGUUGCCCGGCGAUGCCGAAGCCAUAUUGGAUAACCGGACACUGAAAUACUCUCUCCUGGGCCCUUCGUUGACGAAAGCCGGCCAAGACUCGGUUGACCAGUCCAAGGUAUCCGAGAUCAUAUACAAUGCAUCCAAAGGAUCCAAGUUCUUCAACCGCGAAGAGGAGAGAGACAAGGUCCUGACCAAGAAAAUCGAACAUAUCCUCGAGAAGAAGCGACAGCUGGAGAAGCAAGACCUCGGCCGCGAGCUCCGGCUUGCCGAUCAGCUCAUCACCCAACUCGAGCUCUCCCGAGACUUGACGCAAUACGUUGUCCACGUCGACUGCGAUGCCUUUUACGCUGCAGUUGAACUCCUCGAUCGGCCGGAGCUCAAGGACGUCCCCUUCGCCGUGGGAGGCGGCGUCCUUACGACGUGCAACUACGUCGCGCGGAAAUACGGUUGCCGGAGCGGCAUGGCAGGCUUUGUGGCCAAGAAGCUGUGUCCCGAGCUGGUCAUGCUCAAGCUGAACUUUGAGAAAUACACGGCCAAGGCGCACGAGGUGCGGGAGGUGUUGGUGGAAUACGACCCCCGAUUCGAGAGCGCGAGCAUAGACGAGGCCUACCUUAACAUCACCGAAUACUGCACAGAGAAGGGCAUCGGCCCGGCGGAGGCGGUUGAGCAGAUGCGCCGGGAAAUCCACGAGAAAACUAAGAUCACCGUUUCGGCCGGGAUCGCGGCCAAUGCGAAGCUCGCCAAGAUCUGCUCCAACAUGAACAAGCCCAACGGCCAAUUCAUCUUGCCCAACGACCGAUCCGAGAUCUUGCGGUUCAUGGCAAAGCUACCACCCCGAAAGGUCAACGGCAUAGGUCGCGUGCUGGAACGGCAGCUGGCCGAGAUUGGGAUCAACACGUGCGCGGACCUCUAUCCCCAGCGCCAGUUCCUCCGCCCACUGUUCGGCGAUAAGGCGUACGAGUUCCUACUAAACGUCUACCUCGGCCUCGGGCGUACGCGGAUUCAACCUGCAGAAGAGUACGAGAGGAAGAGCGUGGGCACCGAGAGCACUUUCCGAGACAUGUCAGAUCCACAGCAGCUCAGAGAGAAGCUUAGGUGGACGGCAGAUGAGCUGGAGAAGGACAUGAAGAGGGCAGAGGUCAAGGGCCGGACGCUGGUGCUCAAGGUGAAGCUGCACACGUACGAGGUGUUUACUCGCCAGGUCGUGCUGCCCAGGGCCAUCUGUCUAGCCGACGACCUCUACCACUUCUCGCUUCCGAUCCUCUCCAAGAUCGAAGAAGAGAUGCCUGGCAUGACGUUACGGUUGAUGGGAUUACGCUGCACGCAUCUCGUAAGCACCAAGAAGCCGGACACAAUGGCAUUCUUUGGUUUUCGAUCCCGUGGGUCCGGAUCAGCAGCAUCGCCCGGUCAAUCUGUGAAAGCCAUUGUCAGCCCUGGGGCCGGGGAUGGACUCGACGAAGACGGCUGGGAACGGUGGCCCGAGGAGGAGCUAGUGGGCCUCGAUGACGAUCAUCAUAUACAAUCUGAUGACCGCGGGGGGUCCGCCGAUCUGGGCGACGAUGAACCGAGUCCCGUAAGGAGACAUGGGAAGGAGAUCCAGCCAAACCCUGUCCGGGAGUAUGCGCCUGUCAACGAUGAGAUGUGGGAUUGUCCAAUAUGCAACCGUCCUCAGGCGCCGGAUGAGAGGCAGUUCAACGAGCACAUUGACCUGUGUCUCUCACGACAGACGAUUCGCGAAGCCGUGCAUCAGGAUGCUGGCCCUGCGCCAGUCAGGAGAUCGACAACGCCGGACAUGAAGAAAGCCAAGGUUGGGGGGGAAAAGAAACGCGGCAGACCACCGGCACGACUGGCGAGCAACGACCCUCGGCAGAAGAAGCUCUGCUUUGGAUCAUGA